AUGUGCAAUCCCAGGGAUGACGAAGAAAUAUACGACGUUGACGACGAAGAAGACGAUGAAUCGACCAACAUACAAUGCGGAAUGUGCAACGCGAUUUUUCCCAACAAACAAAAGUUCUUCGAUCACUCCCCAAAAUUCGUAGGAGGUUUUUACGAAUGCUGCAAAUGCAAAGCCCGCUUCAGAGAUGUUGAUGCUCUUUAUAAUCACUUCGACUCCCAUCGCAAGCCCGGCGGUAACGAAAUGGUACUCAACUAUGAAGAUCAAGAAGUACUGGUACAGUCAAAUGAAGCUAACGAUCAACUGUUAUACAUUCUGGAUGAAGAAACGCAAUGUGUCAAUGAGGUUGUGGUAGAGCAGCAAGAAAGACCUGUCAGAGGUAUGGAGUUGGUGAACAUGGAACAUGGAUACGUUCUGGAUGAGAGUGAGAGGAUAAUCGAAGAAGAAGAGCUAGAAGAUGAAGACGGGAAUAUCGUUAUAAGGAGGAGAGUACUAUCAGGUACCCCGAAGAAACUGUACCGAACACAGUCUCAGAUACCGAACAAAAGAACUCCUCAACCGAAAAGGCGUCACGAAGAACCCGACUUUUCAGCGGCGAAUUACGAAUACGUUGAAGCUAACGAUGUGAUAGAAGUACCUCACUAUAAAUGCAUGAGGUGCGAGCAGCUUUUCAUAAACAAAUUCGGCUUCUUCAGACACAUCGAGAAGGGCAAAUGCUACACCAACAACUGUGACGUUUGCAACGCUACGUUCAGUAGCAACAGCGAUUUUUUUGCGCAUUACACGCAGUGUCACACCGACCGCGCGGUAUGCAACUUUUGCUUCAGGACGUUCAUGUACGAGAAGAACGUGAAAGAGCACAUGUUGCGCCAUCUAGAUCAAUUCAGGCACCGAUGUGAAGAGUGCAGUAAAGGGUUCUACACGGUGAGGGAGUACAGGAAUCAUUAUAAGAACAGGCAUAUGGGGAUCAGGCACAAGUGUGAGGAAAAAAUCUCAAACCCGUCUAAACAGAAAUAUAGAUGCGCUGAAUGUUUUGAAACAUUUACUGAUAAAGCUCAACUGGAAACUCAUAAACAUUCUCACAAAACAAGCCAAGAUAAAAUAGGAGAUGUUGAUAUUAAAAGAGAAGAUUCUUUUGAAGUUGUAGAAGAAGAGAUUGGUAUAGGACAGCUGAACGAUAAAGACGCGGACUUUAUGUGCGACCGAUGUUACGACGUCUUCAGAACCAAGAAAGAACUGGAAGAACAUAUGGAUUUCCAUGAACAACUAUCCGCUGACUUGAAUCUGAAUAUUGACGAGUCUAUUGACGAACCUGUAAUCGGAAACGUUGACGAAACAUUGACUGUUUCUCUCUGCAGGUUAUCUGCCGAUCCAGAUUUGGAUCUCAACGAAACAGCAGAAACUGUCGAAAUUGAAAGGAAUGUUGGAAAUGAAGCACAAAUUGUCAAGCCUAAUGAAGAAGACAUUGCAACAAAAAAAUCGAGCGAAAAACGGAAGACGUCUAUUGACGAAACUAAUGACAUAUUAGAUGCCAUAGAUGAUUUUUUGGAGCCAAACCAUGCUAGUUCUCCAUCUAAGUCUAAAGCAGAAGAACAAAAUGGAGCAACAACCAAAGUUGAAACUAGAGGGCAGCCUAAAAAAAGAGGACGGAAAAAGAAAUUGUUAUUAGAACAGAAAUCAGCUCCAGGUACUCGAAAGAGGGGAAGACCUGUAGGAAGUACUGCGAAAAGAAAAAUUGUAGAAACGAAAGCUCGGCAAGAAUCGAAGCCGGCUUUAAAAAUAGAGGACGGAAAAUUAGAUGUUACUUCUGCGGUUGUAGAGAAACGUGAACAGAUUGCUAUUAAAAAGAACAUUAAAAGAGCAACACGUUCUUCGUUGUCUGAUACUACAAGUGAAACAAUUAAACAAGAAGAGAAACAGAAAUUAACCGUGGGUCCACGCAAGCGAAGAUUCGAAGAAACUGAUAGGAAAUCCUUACCUAUUACGACGGAUGAAAAAGGCAAAAUAGAAGAUAAACAACAGAAGAAUCACAAUGAUGCGUCAGAAAAAAGGACAAUAAAGAAAGCGAAAAGACAUACGAUAUCUACUGUGACUGAUGAAAAAGUUAAGAAAGAUCAGAAGCUGUUAGUGGCAGGAAAUGGUACUGUAUCUAAAAAAGAGACUGACAAAGUAGAUACACAAUCAGUAUCUCAAGCAAAACCUGCUGAAAGUACGUCAGACAGUUCGUCUGAGAUUGCAUCGAAGGAAAAAACAACUGAUCAAGCAAAAGAGACUGUUAUCAAAAGACGACGUAAGGGCCCAAGAGCCUUAGGUUUUGCAGAAUCACUCCCCGAAGGUAUUGAGAAACCUCGUGUCCCAGAAGCACCUCCAGCGAAAACCGUUGAAGUUUCCGAUAAGCAACCUGAACCAAUCGUAGAACCAGGGGAGCCUGGUACCGAGAAAGACCCCGACGGCGAUGGGUACUAUUUUAUAGAACAAGAGGAUCCACGUUAUGUCGUUCUAUUACCUAAUAGCAAAGUACCGAGAAGACACUACAAAUGUGUAAAAUGCAAAAGGAUUGCAAUGUCGAUACCGGACUUUCACAUUCAUUUGAAAGAGUUAUGCCACGUUUUGAUCACUCGGUGCAGCAUUUGCUCUAGCGUCGAUUUCGAAGGGAACAUUGGGUACUAUAGACAUUUUAUCGAGAACCAUCACAAGAGAAUUUGUAGGUCAAAAGCACUUAGUAAAGAAGAUACCAAAAAAUUAGGUACCAAGAAACUCCUCAUGGUAAAACUAACAAGAAUAGAAAAAGAUCAGACGUUAGUUUUUAAGGAAGGUAAAUACCAACAACGUAGGAGAAGACACACGUGUUAUGUUUGUAUGAAAAAAUUCUAUACUUUUAAAGAAUUAGUAAACCACAAAGCUACACAUUUAUCGUCAGACAGCGAAGAAGAAAGCGUGAAAAUAGCAUAUACCAAAACAAAAGAAGCAGAAAAAAGUUCAGAAAAUCGUGACAAUUUGUCAUCUGAGGAAAAAAACGCUACUGGCAGUAAAAUAAAGGCUGAUAAAAUUGUGGAGAACGAAGAAAGUAAAAAAGCGGCGAGCAAGUUUAAAUGUGACACUUGCAACGUAUUUUUCAACUCACUUGACGAAGCCAAAGCACAUCCAUACCAAAAAUCGUGUAAAUUCUCUUGUAAAGUAUGUAAAAGGCGAUUUAAUACAUUAUACGCUAUGUUAAUUCAUAUGCUGCAACACAAAACUAACGAGGAGGCCAAGAAAAGUAGCGGUUGCAUAUAUAAGUGUGAUAUUUGUGAUAAAGCCUUCAGUGACUGUUUUCAAGUGCACAGACACCAGAUACAGUUUCAUAAAAUAAAAUCUAAAAUUCGGAAACAAACAGCCAAAAAGAAAAAUACAGAAGAGCAAAAUGUUACUCUGCAAAUAAACUCUUAUACCUGCGACUUGUGUUAUGAUGAAUUUAGCAGCAAGAAAGAAUUUGACGCUCAUAUGGAGUUUCACGAACAACUAAAUAACGAUAACAGUGAACCUUCAAUUCAGUUAUAUAAAAACAGCAAAUUUGAAGAUCCUCAAAAGUCUUCUCCAACUCAGUCUGAAAGCAGCACAUCUGUUAGUGAAGCCCCUAAACACGUGGAUAUCAGUGAUACGAUUGUGAUUGACGACGAUGAAGUUGAUAUUAGAGGUGGUGAUGAUAAAGUUAUUGAUGCAGCGACAAGUAAAAGCGCCCCUGAAACUCCCAAAAGCAAACAGGUGUUGACUGAGUCGAUUCUGAAGGACUGGAACGAUAGUGAAACUAUUGAAACAGCGACGAGUGAAGAUGCUGCUCCAGCUAGCUCCAAAAACAAUCAACAACUGACAGAGUUGAUUCUCAAGGAGAUGAUGGGCAAACAAUUUGAACCGAGAGUGAAACCAAAGAAGAGCAAAAGUCAACGCAACGUUGAAAAGAAAAAACCGGAGAUGACACCAAUUGAAGUACAGCAAACUGGACCUUUAAGCUAUCAAGUAGUUUAUACGGACGACGAAAGUGGUGCUACAACUAGUAUUGCGACAGCUACUAAAAGUGAGACUAGCACGACAUCUACCUUACUGAGUUACCAGAUCGUUCCCCAAAGCGCCCAGCCCGGUACUGCAGCCGCUACCAGCGCAAUAGGUACUCCUCCUAAAAUUUUACCUCGCCUAACACCCAUGAGACCCUCUCAGCCUGGGAAGCAGAAUGUACAAAGCGUACCUCAGGUUGUACCCCAGAGUACAUCUUACAUCACAACUCCUCAGGCGCAAACUGUCCAAGCUACGCCUUCUACUUCAGUCGUCAAUCCAACCGACCCAACCAGUAUAGCUUAUGUUAUUAUUCCACCUAGCAACAAACCCCAAGGAACCAAUCUGACGCUGACCCCACAGAUGACAAACGCAAUUAUCAGCGCUUUCAAAAAUCAAAUCAACGUCGCACAAUCGUCGAGUCCUAGUUUUGUGUUUGCUCCAAAUGAGGUGGCACCUGCUUCACCAACACCGCUUAUACCGACGCUUCCUAUAAUCAGUAACGUUACUUCUAUGGCUACUGCCGUCUCCCAAACUGUAGAUACUACCGAAACAACAUCAACUAUGUCUGGGGCACAAGCCAUGGCUAACGUACAACCUCUAGUACACAAACUACCCGCCCUUUUACCUACUUUUCAAAAAGGUACUACGAAAAAAGCUACCAACAUGAGUAGUAGUAGUGCAGUGUCCGAAACGCCGAAAACCGGUACUAAUAGUACUCCUAGCACUACCGUUACAUUUACCAUUACUGUCCCUUCGACUACUACGUCAAGCGCGUCUGCUAAAGAGCAAGAGCCGAUUCUGAUAGAGAGCGAUUCGGACGAUGAAGACACUGGCAGCAAAAGCACUGAUACAGCGAGUGAACCUGGAGGUUUUAUUUCAGUAAAACGUUUAGAAGAUUUGAUUGAAAAGAAGCAAGAAACGAAGGAAACAAAGUAUAAAUGUUCAAAGUGUGGAUUGGAUGUGGAGAAAUUGCACGAUAUGAAAAGUCACUACUUAGAUCAUCACAAUCUUUAUCUGUGUCAAAAAUGCGGUUUUGAGACAACGUCCGUCACAGAUUUUGGUAGUCAUAGAAUUAGUGUACACACUUGUACAAGAUGCCUUUCGUUUUGUAAUGAUUUGUCAACUCAUAAGUGCUCUAGUCUCAAGUGA
Acanthoscelides obtectus is the source of this 5178-nucleotide messenger RNA. The record is from the annotation of a GenBank genome assembly. Lineage: Eukaryota; Metazoa; Arthropoda; Insecta; Coleoptera; Chrysomelidae.